This is a messenger RNA of Ceutorhynchus assimilis (cabbage seed weevil), 595 nucleotides long. NCBI's taxonomy places the organism in Eukaryota, Metazoa, Arthropoda, Insecta, Coleoptera, Curculionidae. The record is from the annotation of a GenBank genome assembly.
AGCUGAUUGAUUCCGGAUUUCAGCUUAUACCUCAAUCCAAUCCUCAUUAUUCCUCAUUUGGAUCGCAGAGACAACGCUCAAUAAAAGGAACUACGAUGAAUUCGCUACGCAAAAUAGGUCUUUCGUCUAAUGCGGCCAAGAACCUCCGUUUCAUGUCGCAGCUAGGAGACUUGGGAAGUGGAGCAGGUAAAGGCGGCGGUGGUGGUGGUACCAUUAGGGAAGCUGGAGGUGCUUUUGGUAAAAAUGAAGCUGCCAAAGAAGAAGAAUAUUUUUACAAAAAGCAAAGAGAACAAUUAGUCGAACUCAAGAACCAUUUACAUGACGAAAUAGCUUUUCAUGAGGAACAAAUUAAGAGACAUCAGGAAGCAAUUGCACGUCAUAAGGAGGGAGUGAAGAAAAUUGACAAACAUUAAAUGAUAAGGUGAAAUAGUACCACUGCUUCUGUAUAAACUUUAUUUAGCUUUGUUUAUGUAAGGUAUUAUACCGAGUAUUAUACCCAUGUAUUAAUGUAGUCUGGGUUUUGUUAGAGUGUUAAUUAGUAAUACUUAUUUAAAAACAAUACAUUUCAAAAGUUUUUAUUUUGUUUCAUUUUCAA